AACCAAACCAAACCCCCGCCCGCGAAUCUAAAGCCGAACCAACCAACGGGGAGGGGAGGGGAGGGGAAGGGCACGGCGGGGGGCAUGGAGUUCCUGCACGGGCAGAGGCUGGAGACCACGGUGGCCAUCGCGGUGGCCGUCGUCGCCGUCGCCGCGGGGGCCGCCUACCUCUUCCUCCGCAGCAGGAAGACCAGGGGCUGCCUGGACCCCGAGAACUUCAAGGAGUUUAAACUUGUUGAGAAGAGGCAACUGAGUCAUAAUGUUGCCAAGUUCAAGUUUGCACUCCCGACACCUACUUCUGCAUUGGGUCUUCCAAUCGGACAACAUAUAAGCUGCAGAGGACAGGAUGCUGCUGGUGAGGAAGUGAUCAAGCCUUAUACUCCAACUACUCUGGACUCUGAUCUUGGAUCCUUUGAGCUUGUUAUAAAGAUGUAUCCCCAAGGAAGAAUGUCUCAUCAUUUCCGUGAGAUGAAAGUUGGUGAUUAUAUGUCUGUGAAGGGACCUAAGGGUCGUUUCAAGUACCUACCUGGACAAGUGAGAGCAUUUGGAAUGAUAGCUGGAGGAUCAGGCAUUACUCCAAUGUUCCAAGUCACAAGGGCAAUUCUUGAGAACCCAAAAGACAAUACGAAAGUACACUUAAUCUAUGCAAAUGUCACAUAUGAUGAUAUUCUUCUGAAGGAAGAACUUGACAGUAUGGCCAAAAACUAUCCCGAUCGCUUCAAGAUCUACUAUGUCUUGAAUCAGCCUCCCGAAGUCUGGGACGGUGGUGUCGGGUUCGUCUCAAAGGAAAUGAUCCAAACUCAUUGUCCAGUGCCCGCUGCCGACAUUCAGGUAUUGCGAUGUGGCCCUCCUCCCAUGAACAAAGCCAUGGCUGCACACCUGGACGAUCUCGGUUACACGAAGGAGAUGCAGUUCCAGUUCUAAGCAUUCUCUCUACCAAUACCAAAAUAAGCGGCGAUGGGACAGGUUUCUUUGCCUCUUUGAGACUUUGAGUAGACGAAGCCUGAUCCUGUCGCCAUAUAGCUCCAAACAGACGAAGUAUGCCGUUCAGAGCAUCGUACCUGGAUGAAAGCAGGAGUACCGCGAGUACCUACCUAAUCUGUAUUGGUGUCGGGACAUUAUUGUACCAUGCCAUUUUUCGUGUCGUCGCAAUCGCUGCUCCAAUGAAGACAUGUUAUUUUUGUUUUCUGGCAUCGCCAUUUUUUUGCCUCAUAUCUGCAAUGUUACCAGUGGUUACACUGCACCCUCUCCCCCCAACACAAUCGUUUGUCACUCCGAGCCGGCACACGGUGCCAACUUGCGUCAUUCUGACGCGUCAUACAAAUACAAAAACUGUGCAUGUGCA
Molecule: messenger RNA, 1345 nt
Organism: Sorghum bicolor (sorghum)
Lineage: Eukaryota; Viridiplantae; Streptophyta; Magnoliopsida; Poales; Poaceae
Product: NADH--cytochrome b5 reductase 1
Exons: 9
Coding region: 85-924 (279 amino acids)
Biological process (GO): electron transport chain
Molecular function (GO): cytochrome-b5 reductase activity, acting on NAD(P)H
Source: RefSeq, a predicted model, not a curated record